Colletotrichum lupini is the source of this 3711-nucleotide messenger RNA. RefSeq lists its product as uncharacterized. The record is from RefSeq and is a predicted model, not a curated record. NCBI's taxonomy places the organism in Eukaryota, Fungi, Ascomycota, Sordariomycetes, Glomerellales, Glomerellaceae. Gene Ontology annotation, biological process: proteolysis. Bases 1 to 3711 code for a protein of 1236 amino acids. The transcript is spliced from 8 exons. Gene Ontology annotation, molecular function: serine-type carboxypeptidase activity.
AUGGCGGCUCUCUGCUCCGCUUGCAAGGGUAUUACCCCGCAAGCCUUGGCUCAGCCUGAUGGAUAUCGCCAUAUCGAUAGCGCACACGACCUCAUUCACUUGGCCAAGGUAUGCGACUUUUGCAGGCUCAUACGCCUGGCUAUGGACCAGGAUUGCAGGACUCCCAAGUCGGACGAACAACUUCGCACGAACACGAAGCCUGAACCUCUGUACUUGUUUGGUGUCGGCGAUGGUUUGGAUACGGCAGAGGACGCCCCUGGAGACGGUGUGCAGCCUCCAAUGUUGUUCGGGAUCAAUGUGCAUAUCCCAGACAUUGAGUACGAUUAUGAUCUAGUCAAGAUGAGUCUAUUCUCGGAUCAUAAUAGCGCACCUGCCCGCAACCAAGACGUCAUCGGGACGAGGCUAUUGACGGACUCCGGCUCAAGUGAGGCAUUCGGGCUGGUAGAGCGUUGGUACGACACUUGCAAAACCAAUCACAAGGAUUGCAACGAGGCAUUUACUGGGCCAGAGACUUCCUUGGCAAAGAGUGGCUCAAACAUUAUGCCACCACUGCCCACUAGGGUCCUUGACGUUGGCCCGGCUGAUGGAUCAGGGGAGCCGAAACUCCUGGUUACCAACGGAGUCCAUGCCUUCUAUGCCGCUCUAAGCCAUUGCUGGGGAAAGCAAAGAAUCCUGACCACUACAUCCCACAACCUAGCUCAGCAUUGUAACGUCAUCAAGUUCGCCAGUCUACCCAGGACCUUUCAAGAUGCCAUCAAGAUUGUACGGUUUCUCGGCUUACGUUACCUUUGGAUUGAUAGUCUAUGCAUCGUGCAGGAUGACGCUGAUGACUGGCGCAAGGAGUCAGUUCAGAUGGGGCGCAUUUAUAAAGAUGCCGAAAUAACUGUCGCCGCGUCCGGUGCCAGAGACGGCUCCGAGGGUUGCUUUGUUCCGCGUCCUCCAUUGCAACCAGUCGUCCGUCUUCCCUACGGAGACCCGGAUCAAGGAGAAUACAUGUCGGCAACUCUGUUUCCUGACGCGCUGGAUACCACGGUCAGCGAAACCCCGCUCGGGAGUCGGGCAUGGAUUACUCAAGAAUGGAUGCUAUCCCCUCGUGUUAUUCAUUUUACAAAAGCACGAAUGGUCUGGGCGUGUCGCACCUUGCUCAAAUGCGAGGAUGGUGAAAAUGAGACAUCGGGGGAUGAGCAGAGGCUCUUUGAAAGCGCCAGGCGAUAUCGGCAAGCUAAGGAAGCAAAACCAAAAAGCGACUCGUUAGUAGAUCACGAAGAGAUCUUAGGUUUCUAUGCAGACUGGUGCGAUCUUGUGUCCACCUACGCUGCAAGAAGCCUAACAUACGAGUCGGACAAGCCGGUCGCAAUCUUGGGCUUGGCUACAGAGGUUGGCAAAGGAAUUGCCGAAGAAUACACCUCCGGGGUAUUUCAUGAUGACUUUCUGCUCCACGAAGCGUUUCAUACACAUUGCGUACUUACUCAGCUGCUUUGGUUCGCGAAAGUGACGUUGACUCGUCCGCUCGCUCUUCAAGACCAACCCCAUUGGUCCUGGACAUCUACCAUUGGAGCUAUAUCUUUCCUCGCACCAGCUCGUGCGGCGAAAAGUUGUAUUCGUGAACUGAAUCGCGUCAAGACAAGUGGCUCCGCGUCCGCAUGGAGGUUCUCGGUCCGGUUGAAGAAGUGGGAGGCACGAAGAGAAGGAGAUCCAUCUACUCGAUCUGGGGAUGACUACUACUUCAUGGAAUUCUAUCCCAAAGGAUCCAUCACGUACGGCGGAUUCGUGACGCAGAAUACCAAGUUGUUUUCUGGAAGAGAUAUGACGCCUGGUGGUUGGAUGGUCUUUGACUUGAACGAGUGGCCGGCUGAGCCAUUCUACCUCGCUGAGAUUUCGAACAACGAAUUCAACGAAAAGCCUGACGGCUCCAACGUGAUGUUUCUGUCAGAAAUAGAGCCAGACCUCGGAGAUGGAUCAGAUAGACGGUUCAAGAGGCUUGGGGUCGGACAGAAACUUUUUGCUUGGACGCUAGACUUGAUAAACGGUGACAUCAAUCUCAAUUUUCUCCACUCCGACACCGGCUAUGUCGGCACUUUGUCUUCUUACCAGUUGGUUGCCCCAGAUUAUCCCAUUGACCUGCCUGAUUUCUUGCCGCUGAUCUCCGCCUACGCACCGCCAAAGUCGCACCGGAGUCCGCUCCGUCGCGUCGCUCCUGGUCAUACUCAGGUGCAAGCUCCACCACGGGCGAUUAUGCGUCGCAGCAGCACCUUGCAGUACUUCAACAACAAGACCAGUGCUUUCUACGUUGACGGAACCGGAAUCCCGGACGUUGACUUCGAUGUCGGCGAGAGUUACGCCGGUCUCAUUCCGGUCGAUGCUUCGAAGCCCGAGAGUGAGCAGCAGAAGAACUUCUUUUGGUUCUUCCCCACCGAGAACCCUGCUGGCAAGGACGAUGUCAUUAUCUGGUUCAAUGGUGGCCCGGGAUGCUCCUCCAUGGAAGGCUUUCUUCAAGAGAACGGCCCGUUCUUGUGGCAGUAUGGCACCAUCAAGCCUGUCGCCAAUGCUUGGUCCUGGCAUAAGCUAGCCAACGUGAUUUGGGUCGAGUACCCCAUCGGCACAGGAUUCAGCAGCGGCAAUGUCACUGCCACAGACAACGCCGAGACCGCAGACCAGUUUGUCAGCUUCUGGAAGAACUUUGUCAACACUUUCGACCUGCAAGGCAAGAAGAUCUACAUUGCCGGCGAAAGUUACGCCGGUAUCUACGUGCCUUAUGUCGGCGCCGCCAUGCUCGACAAGAACGACACCAGCUACUUCGACGUCAAGGGCGCGGUCUACUACGACCCAGUCAUGCCUUACGAUGACGCGAUGAACUUCGACCACGCCGCUUUCCCGUCAUUUUAUCGCUACUGGAAGAACGUCUUCGCGCUUCCCAGCGGUGCCGACAAGCAGAUCGAGCAAGACGCCAAGAACUGUCAGUUGGAUGAGUACUUCAACAAGCACUUGGCGUACCCGCCUCCUGCGCGUCCUUGGCCAGCAGCGAAUGUCAAGGAGGAGUGCGAUAUUAUUGCCCAUUUUGACGCGAUCUCGACAAUCAUCAACCCUUGCUUCAACGGAUACCACAUCCUUGAUACCUGCCCUGUUCUCUGGGAUGUUCUGGGUUUCCCAUCCAUCAUGUACAGCCCUCCCAAUACCACCUUGUACUUCAACAGACCCGAAGUUAGGAAGGCGAUCCACGUUCCUGUGGACUACCCUACAUGGAGCGAGUGCCAGGACCCCGUCUUCGUCGACUACAAUGACAACUACAACGGCACUGAGCACGAGGAGAAGUUCCAAACCCUCGUGGAGCGCACGAACAACGUUCACGUCGGCUCUGGUCUGGCGGACUACGUUAUCAAGCCCAAUGUCACCACCCUCGCUAUUCAGUACAUCAAGUGGAACGGCCAGCAGGGAUUCCAGAAGCAGCCCUCAGAGGACCUCCUCAUCCCUACAGUCAACAACGUCGACGAAAACGUUCCGAGCUGGGCCGGUGCUAAUGUCCAAGGAUCCGUUCACACUGAGCGCGGCUUCACUCAUUCCACUGCCAAGAUUAGUGGCCACAUGGUUCCUCAAUAUGCCCCUAGCGUGGCGUUCAGACACAGCGAGUUCAUGCUUCGUCGCGUGGACUCGUUGUCUGCUGGUGCGCCUUGGUCUGUGAACAUUUCUACCACUUUCCAGUGGCCUUACUAG